AUGGGUGGCAAGGGCAGUGGAGGCAGUGGCGGCGGCAAGGGCAAUGGUGGUUGUGGGACUGGGAAAGGUGGCAGCGGCCAUGGAGGCAGCGGCAAGGGAGGCUCGGGCAAUGGUGGAUUGUCUUACAUAUCAAGGGACGCAUUCGAGAGUAACCCACAGGGUUACUUCUUGGGGCUUUACGAGAGCGUGAAGGGUGGGGCUAAAACAACAAGUGCGUGGCUCUCCUCGGCUCUCUGCGGUGGACUUAAUGACGUGAAUGAAGGAGAUAGAGACCUUGGAGAAGGAGAUGCAUGUGGAGAUGUAGCUAACUGUGUGGAAGAGGUUGGCGCCGAGAAAGGCGAGGAAGACGGGCUUGGAGACCUUGGGCAGGGUUGCAGCUUUAGAGUGGCUUCGGCAGAAGCCCCAAUAAGGGCAUUGCGAUGGUGGAGGCAAGAAUGGGAGAGGCCGAGUGGGUGGGUGCCGACAUUGUGGGAUCUGAGAGGAGGGGGAAGUGGGGAUCUUUAUGGGGGAGGAGACUAG
Punica granatum (pomegranate) is the source of this 519-nucleotide messenger RNA. The record is from RefSeq and is a predicted model, not a curated record. Lineage: Eukaryota; Viridiplantae; Streptophyta; Magnoliopsida; Myrtales; Lythraceae.